UUUUUAUCUGCGGAGAGAGGAAAGAGAGAAGCCAAAGCCAAAGCCAAUCAAAAAACAACUUCGAUUAACCAGAAAAUUUCCAAGUCUCUCACUCCGCCUCACACGACGGGCAACUUCAGCUCCUUCCGUCGCGCUAGAUCCCACCGUCGAUCAGUCAUGGCGACAGGGAAGACUCCAUCCGCCGCGACUCUUUUCACCGGCUCCAAGCGUUUCGAUUUCUCAUCCGCUGAUUCUCCUCCUUCGAAACUAUCUCUCUCGCCCGAUCAGCUCUACUACUGCCACCAAGCUCUCGGCGUUUUCCGGGAUAAAAUCCGAGAUCCCGACUCGAUCGCUCAUGAAUUUGAUAAUUUACAGGAUAAUAGGUUGCGGCCAUCGGAGAUGCAGCUAAGCUGUACAAUAGCUAUGAACAGUGCCAAUUUGGACAAGAACAGAUACAGAGAUGUUGUUCCAUUUGACAAGAACAGGAUUGUUCUGAAUCCAUGUAAAGACUAUAGAUCAACUGCUAAAGGAUAUGUGAAUGCAAGCUUAAUUAAGACUUCGGAGUCUGAGAGCAUAUCUCAGUUCAUAGCUACACAAGGUCCUCUACCACACACGAUGGAAGACUUCUGGGAGAUGGUAAUUCAGCACCAUUGCCCAGUCAUAGUUAUGCUCACUCGAUUGGUUGACAAUUAUAAGACUGUUAAAUGCGGGGACUAUUUUCAAGCCGAAGAUGGACUAAGAGAAUUUGGCAACAUAGCUGUGAUGACAAAGUGGAUAAAGACUACUGACACUUCAUUGAUGUUGCGGAAUCUUGAGGUUAAAAACAAGGAAACAGAGGAUCAGCCCAUGUCCGUUCUGCAUAUUCAGUAUCCAGAGUGGCCUGAUCAUGGAGUUCCCAGGGAUACAGUGGCUGUCCGUGAAAUUCUAAAAAGACUAUAUCAAGUACCGCCUAGUCUCGGCCCAAUCAUUGUGCACUGCAGCGCAGGUAUAGGAAGAACUGGAACAUACUGUGCGAUACAUAACACAAUCCAGAGAAUUCUUGCUGGCGAUAUGUCUGCGUUGGAUCUUGCUAAAACUGUUGCAACAUUCCGCAGUCAACGCAUUGGCAUGGUUCAAACCAUGGACCAAUACUUCUUUUGCUAUACUGCGAUUGUUGAUGAAUUAGAAGAUUUAACAGCGGGGACAAAUUCUGGAACGAGUUACUAAAGGAGUAAAGAGGAAAAAAGGCUUCUACUACAACACAACUGUAUCAAUUUCGUAAUAUUAUUCAUGAAGAAACCGGUGUGGAGAAAUCUUCUAGUGUUUCCUCUAAUAUCAAGUCUUGUUUUUAAGCCUCUACAAUUUCUGUAAAUUUCCAUAUGUGAUGUGAUAGGGUUUAUUUUCUUACUUAAGUUGUGGGAAACUGGAAAUGCUGAUCAAAGAAGCAAAUGAAUUUGCUAA
Capsella rubella is the source of this 1419-nucleotide messenger RNA. Its product is annotated as protein-tyrosine-phosphatase PTP1. Gene Ontology annotation, biological process: protein dephosphorylation. The transcript is spliced from 9 exons. Gene Ontology annotation, molecular function: protein tyrosine phosphatase activity. The record is from RefSeq and is a predicted model, not a curated record. Lineage: Eukaryota; Viridiplantae; Streptophyta; Magnoliopsida; Brassicales; Brassicaceae. The coding region runs from base 157 to 1185 and encodes 342 amino acids.